Drosophila serrata is the source of this 1469-nucleotide messenger RNA. RefSeq names its product pyridine nucleotide-disulfide oxidoreductase domain 1 (gene Pyroxd1). NCBI's taxonomy places the organism in Eukaryota, Metazoa, Arthropoda, Insecta, Diptera, Drosophilidae. The record is from RefSeq and is a predicted model, not a curated record. Gene Ontology annotation, molecular function: oxidoreductase activity.
UGCAGUGUUUGGCAUUUUAUUUCAUCAGAAGGAUGUCGCGGGAGUGCGUUUUCCUUGUCGUCGGUGGUGGCAUAGCUGGCGUUAGCUGUGCCGAAACCUUGGCCAUCUGCCGACCAUCGGCAUCCAUUCUCCUGCUCACCGAGUCCAGCAUUGUGAAGAGUGUCACGAAUUUGGUGCCGGUCGCCCGGUAUCUGUACAAGUUUGAUGUGAGGGAACAGAAUGUCUCCGAAAUGGGAGCCACCGUGGACACGCUCGUGGACCAGCUGGAGCACAUCAACAGCAGUGAGCACUGGGUCCGCACUAGGAACGGUGUGGUGAUUCGUUAUCGCUACCUUUGCCUUUGCACCGGUGGAGCCCCCAAAUUGUUCAGCUCUGCUGCCAAUGAAUCACGCAUCAUUGGCAUUCGAGAUACAGACUCUGUGUUGGAACUACAGCGACGAUUAGCAGCGGCCAAGGAUGUCAUGAUCCUGGGAAACGGAGGAAUCGCCAGCGAGCUGGCUUACGAGCUCAAGAACGUUAAUGUCCAUUGGGUGGUUAAGGAUAGCCACAUCUCUGCCACAUUCGUUGAUCCCGGAGCCGCAGAGUUCUUUCAACUGGCAAGAAAGGAAGUGAAAGAUGAGGGUUCUGCCCCAAAAACAGCGAUUAAGCGGAUGCGUUACGACGAAAUGCUGCCCAAGGAUCAGGAUAAUAAGCAUGGCGCUGCCUUGGGUCCGGACUGGCAUCGCACCUUUGAUUUGAGCGGUGCGGCGGAAACGAUCGGAGAUAAGAGCUUACCCAAAAUCUACUACAAAUCCCACAUAGAGGAGUACACGGAAGUUGAGCCCGAGGCAGGAGGAGGUCUGAGCAUCAAGCUGAGACACGAGGAUGGAAGCUCUGAGCAGUUGACCUGUGACUUUAUAGUUUCCGCCACUGGCGUCCAGCCACGCCACGAAUACACUACCGAUGUCCCAAUCAAGUUUUCCGAAGACGGUGGCAUUUCGGUGGAUGAAAUGAUGCGGACCAAUCUGCCUGAUGUUUACGCAGCAGGAGAUGUUUGUACAGCCGACUGGUCACCUGCGCCCCACUGGUUUCAGAUGCGCCUGUGGACACAGGCCCGUCAAAUGGGUUCCAUGGCGGGCAGGAGCAUGGCAGCAGUUAGUGAGGGCGAAACUGUCUACCAGGACUUUUGUUUCGAGCUCUUUGGCCAUGUAACGCAGCUUUUUGGAUAUCCUGUGGUACUACUGGGCCGCUUUAAUGGCCAGGAUCUGGGACAGGACUAUGAGAUCCUAGUGCGUUGCACCCGCAACAAGGAAUACAUCAAGUUUGUACUACAGAAUGGAAGGCUGCGCGGCGCAAUCCUCAUCGGAGACACCGACCUGGCCGAAACCUGUGAGAACCUCAUACUAAACGGCAUCGACCUGGAGCCAUUCGGUGAUGAUAUACUCAAUCCCGACAUUGACAUUGAAGACUUCUUUGAUUAGUUAAUAUUA